AUGGACGACGUGAUCUCCUCUCCGCCAGCGCCCAACAUCCUCAAGCGUGCUGCACCCGAACACGAACACGAUCGUACUCCCGACACGAAACCACUCAACCUCAAAGGAUCACAAUUCGUCAUGCCAACACCUCCAGACACCGACGGCUCUAGCAAUACAAGUCCAGACGUGAGCAUCAACAAUGACGACCGAGAACGUGGAGGGUCUCCUGCUCCCAGCAGUGCCUUGAGCAGCAUCGGCGAGGUCAAUACUGGUGAUGCCAGCUCGAUUGCCGGACCCUCCGCUACCAGCAAUCGAGGAUCCGGUCCUCCUCCCGCCAAAAAGAGGAAGACACUGACACCCGCCGAGAAGUUGGAGCAGACCCGGUCGAAGGAGGCCAAGGCACGUGAGAAGGCGGAAAAACAAGCACAAAAGGAGGAAGAGAAGGCGCGAAAAGACGAGGAGAAACGUGUCAAGGAUGAAGAGAGGCGGAAGGUCGCUGAGGAGAGGGAAGCAAAGAAGCGGGAGAAAGAGUUGGAGGUAGAACGCAAGGCGCAGGAGAAGCUCAACAAGGAGCGAAAGCAGAUGAGGCUAGGCGCGUUCUUUCAAGCUCCCGCUACUCCAGCGAAGGCAGAUGAUGGCGAUGAGACGCAAGCAGGCAGAACUAGGAGAAAGUCCUUGUCUCUUGAGCCAUACGAUGCUGUUGCAGAGAGGAUCCGUGCUGCAUCUCCCAUGAAGGGAACUCCUCCGCCAGCCUCAGCAAAGAAAACACUGGAUGCCACGCCGACCAUUUCAGACUACCACAAAACCUUUCUUCCUUUCGAUUUGCCGACGUACAGCAUGCUUGCGCCGCUGGUCCAGACUUCCGAUGACGCACAGGAGCGCUUCGAUCACGAACUGAACGAUCCGUCCCUGAAGGAGAAGUACGAUUUGGGGAUCGAAGGCAGUUACGCUGGUCUGACUGAGUACUUUGCCGACUCACGCUCUCGCACUCGUGGAAUUCCGGUCACGAGCGUGAGGGAGCUUGCUGAGGCCAUCGAAGGAACAUCAAAAGCACCCAUCGACUUGACAGAGGAUGGCCUUGGAGUCACUGCACUGGAUGUUCUCAGGAGGAUUCCCAUCCGACAUCUGCAAUUUCACGAGGACGUGCGGCCGGCUUACUGUGGCACAUACACCAAGAUCAAAUCGCCACGAACAACCACGAAAAUGAGGCGCAACCCCUUCACACGUGCCCGCAAGGACACCAAUUACGACUACGAUUCUGAAGUCGAGUGGGAGGAGCCCGAAGAAGGCGACGAAGAAGUGCUUUCUGAAGAGGAAGAUGAGGCUGACAGUCAAGUCGAUGCUGACGAGAUUGACGGCUUUCUCGACGACGAGAACGACACCGCAAAAGUCAAGCGCAAGAUCACGACCGGCGAGCUAGUUCCAGAGACGACAGGAUUGUGUUGGGAGAGCAAAGCUAAUCGGAUCUGCGUGGUGGAGAGCAUUGAGACUGAUCAGCAGCCACCCGCAAUGUCUGGCAUGAGGAUGGGUUGGUUGAUUGCAGGGUUCGCAGGCGCGACAAUCGAUCCAUUCUCCACAGCAUACUGGCAGGACGCUCCGUCAGAGAUCGCCGGGCCCACUUUGAUGGCGCCGCCGAGGGCUCCACUCCAGCCACGACUUGAUCUGGGAUGUAACGCUAUUCAGCCUGCGAGCAGUCUCAUCGGCGCUGCCGAAGGACAGAAAGGUCCCAUCACCAGUCUUGCAGCCAGCCAGGGCGCUAGGCGCGGACCUAAGCCAGCUCCAAAGACGUUGAACAAGGAGGACCUGGAAGAGUUCAAGGAGGCCGUGGUCGACAGUCCGCUUGGAAAGCUCGAGCUGCAGAAGGGUCUCAAGACCAGGUUCCCCAAGCUCACGCACGACGCAAUCAAGGAGACUCUCGGCACGCUCUUUGCUCAGCGCGGCUUGGGUAAAGCAGACAAGAAAUGGGUCUUCGUGGGCAACUCUUGA
Molecule: messenger RNA, 1968 nt
Organism: Zymoseptoria tritici IPO323
Lineage: Eukaryota; Fungi; Ascomycota; Dothideomycetes; Mycosphaerellales; Mycosphaerellaceae
Product: chromatin assembly complex protein
Exons: 2
Coding region: 1-1968 (655 amino acids)
Biological process (GO): nucleosome assembly
Cellular component (GO): CAF-1 complex; nucleus
Source: RefSeq, a predicted model, not a curated record